ACACACCCCGGGCGACUCAGGACAGCUGGUGGAGGGCGAAGACUCCGUGGGAACCAGCUGUUUGCUGACGUUGGGGACCAGAGACCUGUGGCCCAUUUGCCUCGAUAUCCUCUGCACGACCCCAGAGCCUGGCGAGGCACAGCGGCCGCGGCGAUGCCGGACCCCGCGGCGCACCUGCCCUUCUUCUACGGCAGCAUCUCGCGCGCCGAGGCCGAGGAGCACCUGAAGCUGGCGGGCAUGGCCGACGGGCUCUUCCUGCUGCGCCAGUGCCUGCGCUCGCUGGGAGGCUAUGUGCUGUCGCUCGUGCACGACGUGCGCUUCCACCACUUCCCCAUUGAGCGCCAGCUCAACGGCACUUACGCCAUCGCCGGCGGUAAGGCGCACUGUGGCCCCGCGGAGCUGUGCGAGUUCUACUCGCGCGACCCCGACGGACUGCCCUGCAACCUGCGCAAGCCGUGCAACCGGCCGUCGGGCCUCGAGCCGCAGCCCGGCGUCUUCGACUGCCUGCGCGACGCCAUGGUGCGCGACUAUGUGCGCCAGACUUGGAAGCUGGAGGGCGAGGCCCUGGAACAGGCCAUCAUCAGCCAGGCUCCCCAGGUGGAGAAGCUCAUUGCCACAACAGCUCACGAGCGGAUGCCCUGGUACCACAGCAGCCUGACCCGCGAGGAGGCAGAGCGCAAACUCUAUUCCGGCUCGCAGACGGACGGCAAGUUUCUGUUGAGGCCCCGGAAGGAGCAGGGCACUUACGCACUGUCCCUGAUCUAUGGGAAAACUGUGUACCACUACCUCAUCAGCCAGGACAAGGCGGGCAAAUACUGUAUUCCUGAGGGGACCAAGUUUGACACGCUCUGGCAGCUGGUGGAGUACCUGAAGCUGAAGGCAGAUGGGCUCAUCUACUGUCUAAAGGACGCCUGCCCCAACACCAGUGCCAGCGCAGAGGCUGCUGCUCCCACACUCCCAGCCCACCCAUCCACGUUCACUCACGCUCACAGACGGAUUGACACCAGCUCAGAUGGGUACACCCCGGAACCAGCACGCCUAGUGUCUGCAGAGAAAGCACAGUCAAUGCCCAUGGACACAAGUGUGUAUGAGAGCCCAUACAGUGACCCCGAGGAGCUCAAGGACAAGAAGCUCUUCCUGAAGCGGGACAACCUCCUCAUGGCUGACAUAGAACUUGGCUGUGGCAACUUUGGCUCAGUACGCCAGGGUGUCUACCGCAUGCGCAAGAAGCAGAUUGACGUGGCCAUCAAGGUGCUGAAGCACAGCACGGAGAAGACAGACAAGGAUGAGAUGAUGCGCGAGGCACAGAUCAUGCACCAGCUGGACAACCCCUACAUCGUGCGGCUCAUUGGCGUCUGCCAGGCCGAGGCCCUCAUGCUGGUCAUGGAGAUGGCGGGUGGCGGGCCCCUGCACAAGUUCCUGCUUGGGAAGAAGGAGGACAUCCCCAUCAGCAAUGUGGCCGAGCUGCUGCAUCAGGUGUCUAUGGGGAUGAAAUACCUGGAGGAGAAAAACUUCGUGCACCGUGACCUGGCGGCCCGCAAUGUCCUGCUGGUUAACCGGCACUACGCCAAGAUCAGCGACUUCGGUCUCUCCAAGGCGCUGGGUGCUGACGACAGCUACUACACCGCCCGCUCAGCAGGGAAGUGGCCGCUCAAGUGGUAUGCCCCCGAGUGCUUCAACUUCCGCAAGUUCUCCAGCCGCAGUGACGUCUGGAGCUAUGGGGUCACCAUGUGGGAAGCCUUCUCCUAUGGCCAGAAGCCCUACAAGAAGAUGAAAGGCCCCGAGGUCAUAAGCUUCAUCGAGCAGGGCAAGCGGAUGGAGUGCCCGGCAGAAUGUCCGCCUGAAAUGUAUACACUCAUGAGUGACUGCUGGAUCUACAAGUGGGAGGACCGCCCAGACUUCCAGGCCGUGGAGCAGCGCAUGCGCACCUACUAUUACAGCGUGGCAAGCAAGGCUGAAGGCCCCCCAGGGUGUGGAAAAGGGCCGGAGGCUGCUUCUGUCUGAGCUGCAGCCUGCCCGGGGCCUGCAAGAUGCGAUGCCCCAGCUUCAGCUCCAUCCAAGGUCAGCUCAGCUCGUUUCUCCAAACCAGCUGGGCUGUGGUAAGGCAGGCAGCGGAGGCCUCAGGUUCAUAUGGAUCCAGUGGUCCCCACCUGGUCGCCUGUUCUCUCUGGCUGGAGGGAGGAGGGAAGGCCCUGGCAGGGUGGGAUUGUGUAACUUGCUCCUGGGCAGCUGUCUACUGGGCAGCCCUGAGCUGAGGGUGCACUGCUUACCAUAAGGGCCCUCCUUCAUCUGGGCCCUGAAGGGGAAGACUCUGGAAACUCAGGUGGCAAGCCCUCAAUCAUUGUAAUAAACUCAGCUUCUCUCUU
Molecule: messenger RNA, 2366 nt
Organism: Enhydra lutris kenyoni (northern sea otter)
Lineage: Eukaryota; Metazoa; Chordata; Mammalia; Carnivora; Mustelidae
Product: tyrosine-protein kinase ZAP-70
Exons: 14
Coding region: 154-2004 (616 amino acids)
Biological process (GO): intracellular signal transduction; cell surface receptor protein tyrosine kinase signaling pathway; innate immune response
Cellular component (GO): cytoplasm; extrinsic component of cytoplasmic side of plasma membrane
Molecular function (GO): signaling receptor binding; ATP binding; non-membrane spanning protein tyrosine kinase activity
Source: RefSeq, a predicted model, not a curated record